GUCGCGGAGCGGGCCGGGCCGCGCCGCCGCUGCGGGGCCAUGGUCCGGAACGGGCACGGGGCGGCGGGCGGUGCAGAGCCGCCGGGUCCGGAGGGCAGGCGCGCCGUGCGAGUGUGGUGCGAUGGCUGCUAUGACAUGGUGCAUUAUGGCCACUCUAACCAGCUGCGCCAGGCAAGGGCCAUGGGCGACUACCUCAUCGUGGGUGUACACACCGAUGAGGAGAUCUCCAAGCACAAGGGGCCCCCAGUCUUCACUCAAGAGGAGAGGUACAAGAUGGUGCGGGCCAUCAAGUGGGUAGACGAGGUGGUGCCUGCAGCUCCCUACGUGACCACGCUGGAGACGCUGGACAAGCACAGCUGUGACUUCUGUGUGCAUGGCAAUGACAUCACGCUGACUGUAGAUGGCCGCGACACCUACGAGGAAGUGAAGCAGGCCGGGAGGUACAGAGAGUGUAGGCGCACCCAGGGCGUGUCCACCACGGACCUCGUGGGCCGCAUGCUGCUGGUGACCAAGGCCCAUCACAGCGGCCACGAGAUCUCCUCGGAGUACCGGGAGUAUGCAGACAACUUUGGCAAGUGCCCGGGGGGGCGGAACCCCUGGACAGGGGUGUCCCAGUUCCUGCAGACGUCUCAGAAGAUCAUCCAGUUUGCUUCGGGGAAGGAACCCCAGCCAGGGGAGACUGUCAUCUAUGUGGCUGGUGCCUUCGACCUGUUCCACAUCGGCCACGUGGACUUCCUGGAGAAGGUGCACGGCCUGGCAGAGAGGCCGUAUGUCAUCGCCGGCUUGCACUUUGACCAGGAGGUCAACCACUACAAGGGGAAGAACUACCCCAUCAUGAACCUUCACGAGCGGACCCUGAGCGUGCUGGCCUGCCGGUACGUGUCGGAAGUGGUGAUCGGGGCCCCCUAUGCGGUCACAGCAGAGCUCCUGGACCACUUCAAGGUGGACCUGGUAUGUCACGGGAAGACAGAAAUCGUGCCGGACAAGGAUGGCUCAGAUCCUUACCAGGAGCCCAAGAGAAGGGGCAUCUUUUGCCAGAUCGACAGCGGGAACGACCUGACCACGGACCUCAUUGUUCAGCGCAUCAUCAAGAACAGGCUAGAGUACGAGGCCCGGAACCAGAAGAAAGAGGCCAAGGAGCUGGCCUUCCUGGAGGCCAAGAGGCGGCAGGAGGCGCAGCGUGAGAGAGAGAGCGACUGUGACUUCUGAGCGGUGGGCGGUCACCCCGCGAGCCCACGGGCCAGCCCCUCCUGCUCUCCUUCCACGCCUCGAGGGUCUGGUGUGUAACAGCUGCCGCGCUCCCUCUCCACCUGGCCUGCUAUUGGAAGGGCUAGAGCCAAGGGCGCUGCCCCCACCCUACCUGCCCAGAGGCUUUCCCACUGAGUCGCACAGAGAGGGCAUCCAGCACAGAUGAGCAGCCCAGCGGGCACCUUUCGCCAGCGGGGAGCCACCCUGCGAGCCGGUGAAGGCCUGGCUUCUGCUCCCUGCCAAGCCCCUGCAGACCCAGGACACCCCCACCACCUGGCACUUUCCGCCGUCCAGGCCUCAUUGGAAGCCAGCUUUGGGGGAGCAGUGACCUGAAGGGGCACCCCCUUUCCUCCUCAGGACACAGGCUGUGCCGCCUCCCGUGUGGGCUCCCUGGUGCCCUGGGGCUGGCUCUUGGGCACUGCGCCCCCCACUUCCCGGGCCAGCCUUCCCGCUCUCCCCACAGACUGCUCUCGGUUUUGUAUCUGACUGGCGGGGGUAUGGCCAAAUAAACCUGGCGGGAGCUA
Molecule: messenger RNA, 1772 nt
Organism: Neogale vison (American mink)
Lineage: Eukaryota; Metazoa; Chordata; Mammalia; Carnivora; Mustelidae
Gene: PCYT2
Product: phosphate cytidylyltransferase 2, ethanolamine
Exons: 13
Coding region: 40-1209 (389 amino acids)
Biological process (GO): phosphatidylethanolamine biosynthetic process
Cellular component (GO): cytoplasm
Molecular function (GO): ethanolamine-phosphate cytidylyltransferase activity
Source: RefSeq, a predicted model, not a curated record